Triticum turgidum subsp. durum (durum wheat) is the source of this 855-nucleotide messenger RNA. The record is from the annotation of a GenBank genome assembly. Lineage: Eukaryota; Viridiplantae; Streptophyta; Magnoliopsida; Poales; Poaceae.
AUGAUCGGCGAAAUGGACGCGGACAUGGUCGUAGGAUACUUCGGCGGCAAGAGCAUCCUCAUCACCGGCUCAACUGGGUUCUUAGGAAAAGUUCUCGUGGAGAAGAUACUCAGGGUGCAGCCUGAUGUCAAGAAGCUCUUCCUCUUGGUUCGCGCCCCCGACGUCGAAUCCGCAAAGCUUCGGAUUCAGACUGAGGUCACAGGGAGGGAGAUCUUUCUAGUUCUGAAAGAAAAACAUGGUAUGGGGUUCGACGAUUUCAUCGAAGAAAAGAUAUGCCCUUUGGCAGGAGACAUCAUGUAUGAGAACUUUGGACUAGACACUGCCAACCUGAGAGAAUUGUCCAAGGACAUAGACAUCAUCGUCAACAUAGCUGCGAUUACAAACUUCUCUGAAAGAUACGACGUGGCUUUCGAUGCUAACGUGUUGGGAGCGAAGCACGUGUGCGCAUUCGCAAGGAAGUGUACGAAACUCAAGAUGCUGCUUCAUGUUUCAACUGCCUAUGUAGCUGGUGAACAAGAGGGGCUAAUACUAGAGAAGCCAUUCUUGAUGGGUGAGACACUAAGGGAGGGCACACAUUUGGACAUCGAAUCCGAGUUAACUCUGAUCAGAGAGACCAGGCGAGAGUUGAAGGACAACUGUUCUUCGGAGAAGGCUGAGAGGAGAACCAUGAAGGAGCUUGGCCUCAAGAGGGCUCGGCAGUUUGGGUGGCCAAACACCUAUGUCUUCACCAAGGCAAUGGGGGAGAUGCUGCUGGGGCAUCUGCCAGGGGAGCUUCCCGUGGUCAUCCUCCGGCCGAGCAUCAUAACCAGCAUCCUCAAGGAGCCAUUACCUGGAUGGAUGGAAGGAAUCAGGUGA